Messenger RNA from Mobula hypostoma (lesser devil ray), 2858 nucleotides. It is a transcript of the gene cacnb1, whose product is annotated as calcium channel, voltage-dependent, beta 1 subunit. The record is from RefSeq and is a predicted model, not a curated record. Gene Ontology annotation, cellular component: voltage-gated calcium channel complex. The transcript is spliced from 14 exons. Gene Ontology annotation, molecular function: voltage-gated calcium channel activity; protein binding. Lineage: Eukaryota; Metazoa; Chordata; Chondrichthyes; Myliobatiformes; Myliobatidae. The coding region runs from base 89 to 1915 and encodes 608 amino acids. Gene Ontology annotation, biological process: calcium ion transmembrane transport.
ACGCUUUGAAGAGCGGAGCUCUGAAAUAGAAAUCAAUAUCAGCCUUUAUUUGAGAAAAUGUGCUACCAGUGACUAGAAGUAGCCUCCAAUGGUACUAAACAGCAUGUCCAGGACACCUUCAACUUCCCAGGAGAUUCGGAUGGAUGUAUUCGACAACCCAUCCGUGCAGCAGGGAAAGUAUGCCAAAAGGAAAAGUAGAUUCAAACGCUCAGAUGGGAGCACAUCCUCAGAUACAACUUCCAACAGCUUUGUUAGACAGGGCUCAGCGGACUCCUACACCAGCCGCCCGUCAGACUCGGACGUCUCUCUGGAGGAGGACAGGGAGGCAUUACGCAAAGAGGCUGAGCGACAAGCUUUGGCACAACUUGAGAAGGCAAAGACCAAGCCUGUUGCAUUUGCUGUUCGAACAAAUGUCGGCUACAACCCCAGCCAGAAUGAUGACGUCCCUGUGCAAGGCAUGGCCAUCUCCUUUGAAUCCAAAGAUUUUCUACACAUCAAAGAAAAAUACAACAACGACUGGUGGAUAGGGCGGCUGGUGAAAGAAGGAUGUGAGGUGGGAUUCAUUCCAAGCCCAGUUAAACUAGAGAAUAUCAGACUACUACAGGAGCAGAAGAUGAGGCAAGGAAGACUUUCAAGUAAAUCAGGAAACUCCAGUUCUAGUCUAGGAGAUGUAACUGGAACCCGGAGGCCAACUCCACCUGCCACAGCAAAGCAGAAGCAGAAAUCGCAGGAAAACGUGCCUCCCUACGAUGUGGUGCCUUCCAUGAGACCAAUCAUACUCGUGGGUCCAUCCCUGAAAGGAUAUGAGGUGACAGACAUGAUGCAGAAGGCUUUGUUUGACUUUUUGAAACAUAAGUUUGAUGGAAGAAUAUCAAUCACACGAGUUACUGCUGACAUCUCAUUAGCAAAGCGAUCAGUGCUGAACAAUCCCAGCAAACACACGAUAAUCGAGCGUUCCAGCACUCGUUCCAGCCUAGCUGAAGUACAAAGUGAGAUUGAGCGCAUCUUUGAAUUGGCCAGGACCCUCCAAUUGGUUGCUCUUGAUGCAGACACCAUCAACCAUCCAGCCCAACUUAACAAAACUUCUCUGGCCCCAAUUAUAGUCUACAUAAAAAUUGCUUCACCCAAGGUCUUACAGCGACUGAUAAAGUCACGAGGAAAAUCCCAGGCUAAACAUCUCAAUGUACAGAUGGUGGCAUCAGACAAGCUAGCACAGUGUCCUCCGGAGAUGUUUGACAUCAUUCUAGACGAGAACCAGCUGGAAGACGCUUGCGAACAUUUGGCUGAGUACCUGGAAGCCUACUGGAAAGCCACUCAUCCUGCCAGCUGCAACCCACCCAACCCUCUCUUGAACCGCACCAUGGCAACCGCCGCCCUUGCUGCCAGUCCUGCUCCAGUGUCUAAUCUACAGGGUUCCUACUUAGUGCAUGGAGAACAAGCCAUUGACUGUUCGAGCCCCGAUCAGACAGAUUUGCAUGACUAUCAAAGUGACUCUGCCAAACAGCCCUACCUUCGCUCGGCAUCCUCCACGCCUCAGUACACCCAUCACCCGCGUGCCGUCUCCCGAGCUCUCUCCCGCCAGGACACCUUUGACUUGGAGAUGCAAGGCAGCCGGGACUCGGCUUACACCGAGCCGGGGGACUCCUGCAUGGAGACGGAUCCUUAUGAUGACCCCGAGCACUCAGAAGACCCUCAGGGCGCUCCCUGGCGUGGGGUAUCUCGGCAUCAAGUUCAGCACCAGGAAUCGUGGGACGAGGAGGAGGAGGAGGAGGAGGAGAUGGACAACGGCAACUACAGCAGACAGCAGAGGAGUCGGCUGCGAGCCAGAGACCACUACCGACUGAAGGACGAGGAGGUCUUGAACCGGAAACAGGGCGACCUGGAGGAGUGGGACCGUGAUGUGUACAUUUGUUAAAGUGCACUAGGGCCUACUCACUGCUCCCACCCCAAAGAAUUUGCUAUCUUGUAGUGGUGCCAGUUGCUCUGUUUCAUUGUCCAAUCUGAAGAAGAGACUAUCAUGUUUUUUAGCAUUCGGUGAAUUCAUCUUGCCAAGCCCUCUAUCAAUGCCAAUAGGGAAUUACUGAUUGACGGAGGUGCUUCUCCCGGGAGAAAUUUGCAUACAGUAUCAUGCCCUGCCCACACCCUUCUCCCUUUGCUCUUAAUGCCUCGCUACAGGGUCUACCGGGGUUUGAUUAUAUGGACCAGAUAUGGUGCGCUGUUAACCCUUUUAAGAAUGGACACUUCCGAUAAACAUGCUUGAAUUGUUUUUGUGCACCCAUCUGCGACAAUUCAGCGCCAGUACUGCCAAGAGAGCAGUUCACCCGAUUUAGUUAGCUUAGAACUGAGAAGCCUACAUACCAGCUGAAGCCACGUCUCUCACGGCCCUGAUGGGAUGUUUUUUAACUCUGUCCUCUGCCAGGUUAGCAAGUUGCGAGGUGAAUAAUACAAACAUAAACACAAAACUAAGCAUUAAAGCAUGAAUAAAUAGACGGAAAUUUUGAAAACAAAAUGGCUCAAACUUUUACGGCUGUCUCUGACAGCGCCCUCUCGUUUACAUGAAUUUACAAAUUAAGAGUGGCCUUGGAGAAGGUGUGAGGAAGAGUUCAUGUUUUCUAUACUGUCCUCCUACUUAACCCACUCUCUGCAUCUUUAAUAGAUUUUGAGAUGCUAUUUAAUAAACCCCUUCCUUGUCUGCCUCUUUCUGCCACCCCCAAGUCAUUUUCAAAUUGGAAAAGGUGGGUGACGGAUAACAAAAUCUGUACAGGUGGAUAUUAAACUUGUACCUGUUAUUAAAGGCUAUUUGAUGCAGAAUAUGUCCCGUUUUUAUUUAAACACAGAGACUUCUGGGUGUUUGAAUG